This is a messenger RNA of Zingiber officinale, 1880 nucleotides long. RefSeq names its product transcription factor FAMA-like. Bases 127 to 1251 code for a protein of 374 amino acids. Gene Ontology annotation, biological process: positive regulation of DNA-templated transcription; stomatal complex development; guard cell differentiation. Lineage: Eukaryota; Viridiplantae; Streptophyta; Magnoliopsida; Zingiberales; Zingiberaceae. The record is from RefSeq and is a predicted model, not a curated record. Gene Ontology annotation, molecular function: protein dimerization activity; DNA-binding transcription factor activity. Gene Ontology annotation, cellular component: nucleus. The transcript has 4 exons.
CCUCUCCAUACAUAAACAAGCCUAUCGAUCUCUAUAACUGCAUCUCCAGUUCUGUCGCUCGUCUCCUUGGCUCCACUUCCGCCCAAUCUUGUCUUCUUCCAAGAAUUCAGAUAUAUAAUAAUAUAUAUGGACAAGAAGGAGGCCGACAGCUUUGCGCCUGCCCUGCCGCCGCCGGAGAGAUCGGAGAACGGCGUCGAUAUGGUGAACUACAUGGUGAGCAAUCCGCCUGCCCAAGCCCAGAUCUCCCUGGACAAGCUCAGCUUCGCGGAUGUGAUGCAGUUCGCCGAGUUCGGCCCCAGGCUCUCCCUCCAGCAGUCCAAAGUCUCCGAGGACGAGAGCUAUUUCUUGAGGUUGCACGACGAGCCGCUGAACGUGGCCUCUGCCCCGCCGCUCCUUCCUCCUCCUCCUCCUCCCGCGACGGCCGGAGGGGAGGAGGAUAGAGAGGGGACGAACACCGUCGGCAGGUACUCGUCGGAGAACGCGCCGUCCUCGGUGCAGGAGCUGCGAUUGGUCGAGAAGGCGGGUGCGGAUGAGGCGAAGAAUAUUAGCAGCCGGCGGAAGAGGCCCAGAGCUAUGAAGACUAACGAGGAGGUGGAGAGCCAGCGGAUGACGCACAUCGCCGUGGAACGCAACCGGAGGCGGCAGAUGAACGAGAAUCUCCGGGUGCUCCGCUCGCUCAUGCCAGGAUCGUACGUGCAAAGGGGAGAUCAGGCCUCCAUAAUCGGCGGCGCCAUCGAGUUCGUGAGGGAGCUGGAGCAGCUCCUCCAGUGCCUGGAGUCCCAAAAGAGGAGAAGGCUCUUCGGCAACACCGGAGAACCGCCGAGAGCGGCGGCGGCGGAGGCCGGCGGUGCUGUUUUGGUCCCCAACCAACAGCGGACGCCGUCCUUCUACCCACCCCUCCCGCUUCCCACCCACCUCGACCAGGCGAAGCUUCUCGACUUCGGCGACGGCGGCCUUCCGGAGGAGACGGCCGAGAACAAGUCCUGCCUCGCUGAAGUCGAGGUCCGCCUCCUCGGCUCCGACGCCAUGAUCAAGAUCCUGUCCCGCCGCCGGCCAGGGCAGCUCAUCAAGACGAUCGCGGCGCUGGAGGACCUACAGUUCGCGAUCCUCCACACCAACAUCACCACCAUCGAGCAAACCGUUCUCUACUCCUUCAACGUCAAGAUUGGCAGCGAAACCAGGUGCACCGCAGAGGACAUUGCCAGCUCCGUUCAACAGAUCUUGAGCUUCAUCGACGCAAACACAGUGUGAUCAGCAGAGAUCGAUGAAUAUAUCCAUAUAUAAUAUUAAUUAAGAGCGUGAUGUAUAAUACAUAUCUAUAUAUGUGAUAGCCUUUUUCUGUUCAUCGUAUCGAUAUAUAAUUUAUCGCCAUGCAAGUAAAUCAAGGUUAAAAGAACUUGAUGACGGACGACCAAGACUGCAUGUCUGCGAGGCCUGGAGGGAGACAGACAAUGAGUGGACUUCUAAGGUCAACCAUGCAGGUACUUCGUCCUUGGUUUCCGAGGGUUGACCUGCCAGGGGUUGCUUUGUUGGUAUUAGACUGGCCAGAUCAAGCCAGGAAGGGGGGGAUGGCUUGGGGAAUGCCUUGCAGCUAGCUACCCCUGCGGCAGGCACCAUGUUGUGAGUCUGCCCAUGGCAGAGAGAGGUGUCGGAAUAGAUUGGGAAAUUUGUCCUUAAUUGGCACGAAUGAUUCCAAGUAAUGGAUCGAGAAAUUUGCAUGAUUGACUUUGUGAGAGGUUUGUCGUGUGUGGCGCACAGAAUUGACAGUAGAACUUUCUGAGUGAUUAUCAGCAUUUGGAGGAAUUGUUGGCGAGCUAGAGGAGCAUGGGCUGGCAGGUACAGUGUUAAGCAUCACCGGUUCAUGCGAUUCAAGAGGUUUC